Messenger RNA from Cordyceps fumosorosea ARSEF 2679, 1926 nucleotides. Its product is annotated as DNA-directed polymerase kappa. Lineage: Eukaryota; Fungi; Ascomycota; Sordariomycetes; Hypocreales; Cordycipitaceae. The record is from RefSeq and is a predicted model, not a curated record. The coding region runs from base 1 to 1926 and encodes 641 amino acids. Gene Ontology annotation, molecular function: DNA-directed DNA polymerase activity; damaged DNA binding. The transcript is spliced from 2 exons. Gene Ontology annotation, biological process: error-prone translesion synthesis. Gene Ontology annotation, cellular component: nucleus.
AUGAGCUCUCCGGGUGACCUGCCUCGAGACGAUGUGGUUGAUGACAUUUUGAACGAGGCCGGCCAGGUGGACGACGCAAAAGUGGCGGACGCUCUCGGCGUGAAUCAGGACGACGAUAAAUUCAAGACGCUGAAAUAUUCUCUCCUUGGCCCAUCUCUAACCAAAGCGGGACAAGAUUCCGUCGAUCAGACUAAGGUAUCGGAAAUCAUCUACAAUGCCUCCAAAGGCUCCAAAUUCUUCAACCGCGAGGAAGAACGCGACAAGGUCCUGACCCAAAAGAUUGAGGGCAUCCUGCGUCGCAAAAAGGAACUGGACAAGCUCGACCUCUCCCACGAACGCCUGAGCGCCGACCGCCUCAUCGCCGAGCUCGAGGCGUCGCGUGACCUGACGCAACACAUCAUCCACAUCGACUGCGACGCCUUCUACGCCGCCGUCGAGCAGCUAGACCGGCCCGAGCUCAAGGACCUACCCUUCGCCGUGGGCGGCGGUGUGCUCACCACGUGCAACUACCUCGCGCGCCGCUUCGGCUGCCGGUCCGGCAUGGCCGGCUUCGUCGCCAAGAAGCUCUGCCCGCAGCUUGUCCUUGUCAAGCCCGACUUUACCAAGUACACGACCAAGGGCAGGGAGGUGCGCGAGGUGCUGGCUGACUAUGAUGCGCGCUUCGAGAGCGCCAGCCUCGACGAGGCGUACCUCAACAUCACCGAGUACUGCGCCGCGCACGACAUGGGUCCGGCCGAGGUCGUGGAGCGGCUGCGGCGGGAGGUGCACGAGAAGACGGGCAUCACCGUGUCCGCGGGCAUCGCGGCCAACUCGCGGCUGGCCAAGAUCUGCUCCAACCUUAACAAGCCCAACGGACAGUACGUCCUGCCCCGCGAGAGGGGGGAGAUCGUGACGUUCAUGCGCGGUUUGCCCACGCGCAAGGUGCCCGGCAUUGGCCGCGUGCUCGAGCGCGAGCUCCUUGAGGUCGGCAUCAAGACCUGUGGCGACAUCUUCGAGCACCGGCAGUACCUCCACCGCCUGUUCGGCACCAAGACGUUCGAGUUCCUCGUGGGGUGCUACCUCGGCCUGGGACGCACGAGGAUCCGGCCGGCGGAGGAGUACGAGCGCAAGAGCGUCGGCACCGAGAGCACCUUUCGCGAGAUGGCGGACCCGGCCAUGCUCCGCGAGAAGCUCCGAGCCACCGCCGAGGAAUUAGAAGGCGACAUGAGGCGGGCCGGGUGCAAGGGGCGCACGCUCUGCCUCAAGGUCAAGCUGCACACCUUUGAGGUGUACACCCGGCAGGUGGUAACCCCGCGCGCCGUCUGCCUCGCCGACGACCUGUACAACCUGUCGUUGCCCAUGCUGGCCAAGCUGGAGCAGGAGAUGCCGAGGAUGCGGCUGCGGCUGAUGGGUCUGCGGUGCACCCACCUCGUGAGCACCAAGAAGCCAGACACGAUGGCUUUCUUCGGCUUCAAGGCGAAGCGCCCCGGCGACGAGGAGGCGUCUCUCUCGGACGAGGCGGCGGUCGAACCUGGAUUUGAGAAUUGCUCUGAAGAGGAGGAUGUGUCCCGUGUCGACGGUGAAGGGGACGACGACGAGGGCCGCGACCAUGCCGCGCAGCGGAGGCAUGGCAAGGAAAUUGUGCCAAAUCCGAAGAAGCAGCAGCCGGCGCAGCCGGAGGAGUGGUGGGACUGCCCGAUAUGCAUGCGGCCGCAGGCAGCGGAUGAGCGGCAGUUCAAUGAGCACAUCGAUUUGUGUCUCUCGAGGCAGACGAUUCGCGAAGCAGUGCAGGCAGAUGGCGGCGGUAGCGGCAACGGCUCUGGGAGCGACUACGCAGCCGGCGGUGGCCCAUCCAAGCGACCGCAAGGGCCGCCAGAAAGGAAGAGGGCCAGCAGCAGCAAGGCCAGCAAUAGCGAUCCGCGUCAAAAGAAGCUAUGUUUUGGAUAG